UUCAGCUGAAGUGUUGGGACAGCUGAGGAAGUCAGCUAAUCCAUUGAGUAGGGCUGAAUGCGCCCAGCCUUGGACACUGGCAGAGGCAUAGUAAGAGUAAGGGGAAGCCCAAAGGACUGUCCAGAACCUUCAGUAAGACAGUCCAAGACUUCAAGGAGCAAAUAUGGCGGUGCCUAUAGAUCCCAUGGAGGAGCCUCGGAUGUACCAGCAGACGCUGCUGCAGGACGGCCUCUACGACCUGCUGGAGAACGACACCAUGGUGGAUUGCGUACUGAAGAUUAAAGACAAGGAGUUCCCCUGCCACAGACUGGUGCUGGCUGCCUGCAGCUCCUACUUCCGGGCUUUCUUCCAGUCCGGAGUGGAGGAGAGCAAGCAGAGAGAAAUCGUACUGGAAGACGUUGAACCUGGGGUGAUGGGCAUGAUCCUCAAGUACCUCUACACUUCCAGCAUCAAUGUGACUGAGCAGAACGUGCAAGACAUCUUUGCCCUUGCAAACAUGCUCCAGAUUCCAUCCAUUUUCACUGUCUGUGUCUCCUUCUUGCAGAAGCGCCUGAGCUUGAGCAACUGUCUGGCCAUCUUCCGACUGGGCCUGAUGCUUGAUUGCCCAAGGCUGGCCGUAUCUGCCAGGAACUUCGCUUGUGAACGCUUCCAGCUGAUCUGCAAAGAUGAAGAGUUUCUUCAGCUCAAUCCCAAUGAGCUGGCAGCCAUCAUGGCUUCAGACUUGCUCAACGUGGAGACAGAGCAGGCCGUGUUCGAGGCCCUGGUCAAGUGGGUGGCCCACGACCGGGACAAAAGGCCGGACGAGCUUCCGGGUCUGCUGGACUGCGUGCGCUUCCGGCUACUCCCUCAGGACUACUUCUCUCAGAAGGUAGAGAAAAACGAGUGGCUACGGUCUAACCCAGAGAUCGUCAAGAAGCUGCAGCUAGUCAAAGACGCCCAUGCCGGGAAGCUUCCGGAAGUCAAGAAGACCAAGAGCAAGAAAAGUGAGAAGAAGGAAGAUGAUGAGGGGAAGAAAGAUGGAGAAGAAGACGAGGAAGAAGAGCAGGAAGAACAGCUUCCUGGAAUCCUGAAUGAUAACUUGAGGUUUGGUAUGUUCCUCAGAGACUUAAUAUUCAUGGUAAGUGACACUGGGUCCGUGGUUUAUGACCCUGCAGGAAACGACUGUUAUGUGGCGUCGCUGUCGACCCAGGUUCCAAAAAAUCACUGCAGCCUGGUUACCAAGGAGAACCAAAUCUUUGUGGCUGGAGGACUUUUCUUUAACGAACACAGCAAGGAGGAACAACUGAGCUCAUACUUUCUGCAGUUUGACCCUGCGACUUCAGAUUGGCUGGGCAUGCCCCCUAUGCCCUCCCCACGCUUUCUGUUUGGCAUGGGUGAAGCAGAGAACUCCAUCUUUGUAAUUGGUGGGAAAGAGAUGAAGGAAGGAGAGCGCACUUUGGAUUCGGUCCUGGUUUAUGACAGACAAUUUUUUAAAUGGGCAGAGUCGGUUCCGCUCCCCUACCCAGUAUACGGCCACGGAACAGUGUCUCACAAUGGAGUUGUGUAUGUAAUAGGAGGAAAAGGGGACAGCAAACAGUGUUUGAAGAGAAUGUGCGCCUAUGACAUGAAGAAAGGUGAAUGGAAGGAUCUGGCUCCGAUGAAGAUGGCACGCUCACUAUUUGGCAUAACUGUUCACAAGGACAAGAUCUACGUGGCUGCUGGUGUAACAGAGAGCGGCCUUACCGGAAGCAUGGAAGUCUAUGACAUUGCAACAAACAAGUGGUCUGAUUUUGUGGAAUUCCCUCAGGAGAGAAGCUCCCUCAGUUUGAUCACAGUGGGAAAUGGCAUCUAUGCUGUGGGAGGCUUUGCAAUGAUUCCUAGUGAAGACGAAGAGGAGCUCACACCCAGAGAGAUGACUGAUGUAUGGAGGUAUGAUGAAGCGGAGAGGAAGUGGAACGGCAUUCUGAGAGAAAUUCGCUACGCAUCCGGCGCAACAGUUCUGGGCGUCCGUCUCAACACUCUGAGACUUACUAAAAUGUGAGAAAAAACAGUGCUGAGACCAGCAAAGCACUCUGCUGAAACCAGCACUAAGAAACCAAACCAACUUUUUACAUUUUUUCAUCGAUGUUUGCUGUUUCUAAUUCAGUGAAUGGUCCAUGCUUCACAAAUGCACUCUUUUGUAGCAACUGUUGAUAGAUUUGACAAGCUUUAAAGAAGUCUGGCAAAAAUCCUGUUCAAUGAGAAACAAGUUUUUAGAUUUAGGCCCAAAUCCCUUUUCACCCAUCGCCCCUACCACUUAGACCUUAGUUCUCUGUUUUGGGCGUUCACACCUACGGGUAGGGUGUCCUGAUCUUUGUUGAGAUAGAUGAGUAGGGUGAAGUGUUAGAGCUACAUGUCCCUCCAAACGGAGGUUUUUCGGAGGCACACCCCAAACAGAGUGUUACGAGGAAAAAAGAAAAUCCUCUUCUUCAUAACAAGCAUAAGAAAUCGCUAAUAGUGUGCUAAUGUCUCAGUAUUCCACCCAUUCCACCUUAAAUAGUCCAGCAGU
Colossoma macropomum (tambaqui) is the source of this 2527-nucleotide messenger RNA. RefSeq names its product kelch-like family member 40b (gene klhl40b). The record is from RefSeq and is a predicted model, not a curated record. The coding region runs from base 164 to 2020 and encodes 618 amino acids. The transcript is spliced from 6 exons. NCBI's taxonomy places the organism in Eukaryota, Metazoa, Chordata, Actinopteri, Characiformes, Serrasalmidae. Gene Ontology annotation, molecular function: protein binding.